CGUAACUGCUCCCGGUCACCUGAAGGGCCUGCUCUUGAGAGCGGCCAUUUUAGCACAGACCUCUUUCCCUCUCAGAUAACUGUCGUAUUAGGCUAACUGGUCUGGCCUCCAGCAACAAGCGAGCUCAAUGGACAAUCAGGCUGCCAAGACUUCCCACAUCCUACCCUGAACGUAAAAGGACCAAAGCAUGACAUCUGUAGAUGCCCCCAAUUCUUCCAGGGGCAGCCCAGAGAAUAGAGGGAAAAGAAGACCUCUCCUCGAUCCGUUUGAAGAUUCGGAUGAAGGUCUUCCCACACAGAGAUCGCCAAAGAUCAACGGAGGAACAAAGUUCCCUCACACUACGUUUUCAGCGCACGCCUCGUCGAGGAUCCCGGACGAAGAGGAGACUACAAGCUCCAGUGAGAGCACCGCAUUUCCCAGAUGCCCCCUGGUCGACCAAUCGGAGGACCAGGAGGACGAAGGAACACAGGAGAAGAAGAAGACGAGAAAUUUCCUCCCCCAGUCAUGGCGGGGGCUCUUCAGGAAAUUGAGGAAGGGUGAUGAGCCUCAGCACGAGGCAAGAGAAAUAAUCAUCCUGCCCAAUGGGACUCGAGUCAGCCCACCAGUGACUCCCCUGCUAAACCAGAGAUUCUGGGACCCUCAGGACUCCCUCAGGUCCCAGAAGCCCUUGUUUACUGACAGCCCCCCGGGCUAUUUCCACGGAGACCAACUUUUCCAGGACCCACUGGAGGGGUCGGAGCUGACGAGCAUCCACCCAGCCCAGUACUACGCCGAAAAGCUGGAAGUCUACCAGCUGAAAUACUCCUACAUGAAGUCCUGGCCAGGUCUGCUGAGGCUCCUGAGUGGAGUUCAGCUCCUGUUCGGGGGGAUGGUGUUCGCGUGCGUGUGCGCGUACAUCCAGAAGGACAGCGAGUGGUACAACCUGUACGGACUGCAGGGUCCCAGUUAUGGAUACGGCGGAUACGGGACAACGGGGUACAACUAUAACGGACCCAUGACCCCCUUUGUGAUAGUGGUCGGCGGUCUGGCUUGGAUAGUGACCGUCAUCCUCUUGGUGCUGGGGCUGACCAUGUACUACCGCACCAUUCUCCUGGACUCCCAGUGGUGGCCCCUCACGGAGGCCAUCAUCAACCUGGCCAUGUUCCUGCUCUACAUGGCGGGCGGGGUCGUCUACGUCAACGACCUGAACCGCGGCGGGCUGUGCUACAUGACGGUGGGCUUCAACCCGCUGAUGGCCGGCCUCUGCAGGGUGGAGGGAGGCCAGAUCGCCGGCACGGCCUUCAUCUUCAUCAACAUGAUCCUGUAUCUGGUCAGCUUCCUGGUGUGCUUGAAGAUGUGGCGACACGAGACCGCUCGCCUGGCAAGAGCGACACUGGAUGUGGAACUGCCUCAAACUAACUACACGGAGCAGUCUAACUCCAAGAGAAUCCAGUUUGAGGAUGAGACGGAUCAAUCGGUGAGGACGAGCAAGGGGAUCCAUUUUUCGGAAGACCCUGGCACCCUGAACAGAGCCAUUCCCACUGGCCAUGUCCCAAGGCCUCGGGUCGUUGCAGACUACAUCAUGAAGUAUCCUGAGAUUCACUCUCUGGAGGACAGGGAACAAUACAAAGCUGUCUUCAAUGACCAAUAUCAGGAGUAUAAGGAGCUGCACAGUGACAUCACUGCCGCCAUGAAGAAAUUCAGCGAGCUGGACGCCAUGAUGGGCAAACUGCUCAGUGACAUCACCAGCCGUGAGGAGGAACAGAGGAUUCACCAAAUAAUUAAGAAGUACAAGCAGAAAAAGAAUGAUUCUGCGUUCUUGGAGAAAAAGGAACGAUACGAAUACCUGAAGGCCAAGCUGAAGCACAUCAAGAGGAGGAUUCAGGAGUUUGACCAACAGUUUGAUGAGAAAGCCGAAUUAAGGAGGGGACCAAAGCUGGCCUCCCAUUAUCCCGCAGCCAUGUUUGAGAAACAGCGCUACGACAGCCCGCCGAUGUACAGCCCCCCUUACAGCCCCCCGUCCAACGGCUAUGGGCCUCCCGCAAGCUUUCACCCGCCGAGGAGCGAGUUCGACGCCUACCCGGCCCCACCUGGCUCCUACUACAUGGAGGGCAAGCCCCAGAACUUCUACAAGUGGAUCUCGCCGCCCGGCAUCGUGCGGGCCAUGGAGGGCGUCGUCGUGGUGCUGUGCAUCGCCAUCUUCGCCUGCGUGGCGUCCACGCUGGUCUGGGACAUGCAGUACGGCUACGGGAUGGGCGGGCUAGGGGGCUACGGGAUGACCGGAGGAGGCUACGGCUACGGCGGCGGAAUCGGCAGCAGCUACGGCUCGGGCUACGGGGGGUACGGGGGCGGCUACGGGGGCGGCUACGGAGGCGGCUACUACAACUCGUACCCGACGCCGUACUCCGCCAAGACCAGCAUGAUCGCGCUGGCGGCCAUCAACUUCCUGGCCUCCCUGGGGUUCUUCGUGGCCGGCUUCUCCAAGACCAACACCGUGCGCAGCCGCAAGUUCUACUUGGCCGUGCUGGUGGUCAGCGUGAUCCUGGCCUUCCUCCAGGGGAUCAUCAACAUCGUGUACAUCAUCGGCGUCAACCCUAUGGCCCAGAGCUCACAGAGCAUGCUCUACAACCCCAUGCUGAUGAUGUGUCAGAACCUGUACAACAGCGGCGGUAUAGGGGGAGGAGUAGGGGGCUUCCCCAUGUACAACCAGUACCUCUACCACUACUGCUACGUGGACCCCCAAGAGGCCAUCGCCAUGGUGUGCGGCUUCCUCGUGGUCAUCGCCCUCAUCGUUGCGGCGUACUUCUCCUUCAAAACGCGCAGCAAGAUCUGGCGCUACGGGAAGACCAACAUCUACUGGGACCGGCCGCUAGCGGGGGACCCAGAAGGCCGGGAUGUGGAGGACUGGGUCAACAAUGUGGAGGAUGAGCACAGUGUUCAGGACGCCCCCACGGUGGUCCUGUCGGAGAAAGUCGCCUCCCCCCUCAACAUGGCCGGCAGCGUCACCUCCUACCCGGUGAAGGCCGACAGCGUCUUCAGCGGAGAGACCUACAACGGCAACGCCUACUCGGAGCAGUCGGUGGGCCGGCCCUCCGAGCAGCCCUCCCGGGGCGGCGGGGCCAGCUCCAGCCCCUCGGAGGAGGCCGGGGGGGUGCGGAGGCCCUCGGCCUGGCGGGGGAAGAAGCGCCGGAGGAACCCCGAGCUGGACGAGUCGCAGUACGAGACGGAGUACACCACGGGGGCCGAAACGGGCCCCGAACUGGACGAGGAGCAGUGGAACAGCAUAUACCCAGAAAUCACCUCGGACGGGCAACGUCACGAGUACAAGAGGGAGUUUGACACGGACCUGAAGGACUACAAGCGCCUGUGUGCGGAAAUGGACGACAUCCAUGAUCAGAUGAACAAACUGAGCCGUGAACUGGACACCCUGGACGAGGGCACCUCCAAGUACCAGGCUGUGGCGGAAGAGUAUAAUCGGCUGAAGGACCUGAAGAGGACUCCGGAGUAUCAGACCAAGAAGCUGCACUGCAAGGAGCUGAGACACAAACUCUUCCACAUCAAGCGCAUGGUGAAGAACUACGACCGGGGCCACUCCUAAAGCCCACGGCCUUCUCCGGCCCUCGCCCCCUUCCCCCCCGCUACAGACAGUUCGGUCAGUCCCACCGAAUCCCAGCUCACUGCUGCUCACGUGGACUGACAGGACCCCCCCGACCAAAGCUGUGUGGAGCAGAGGCCCACCCACUCAGACCUCACAUCUAUGGGCGGACAGUAGGGUUUUCGGGGGCAGGGAUGGACACCUGUGACACUGGACUAAAUUCCUUAGCGCCUAUCCUCGCUUACGCCAUCCUUCAGGUAUUAUUUCAUCUCGCUGUUGCUCGGCAACAACAGGGCUUUUACUGACAGGGCAGCUGCUUGGAUUCCGGAGUUCAGGGCAGACUCUCUAAAAUGGCUGCCGAAGGGGUCUCUCCGCUUUUUUUUUCAGGCAGGUACGUGGUUGUUUCGGUCAUGUUGCACGUCGCACGGUUAGGGAUAGAUGGGUGUGGUUGGAAAAAAGGCUUAAUGGAAAGUUGUUUGCACACAUUCGUGCGUCUUGGGCUUUUGUUCUUGUUAUCACAGAUAUGAAAAAGUGAGCUGAACUUUUGCCUUAGAUAAGGAGCCAACAAUAAGAAAAUUGAACGUCAUAAAUUUUUGCCAACUGUACAGACACCAAACUCUUUUAUUUUUCUUCAUUUAACCAAAGGAAGCAAAUGGCAUCAUAUUCUCUUUACUAAGCAAAGCCGCACGCAGUUAUAAGACCUGUAUAAGAAAGAAAAUUAGGGCACUCUGCUGAUUAGUUCUUGAAUUGAUGAACACUUUUACAGGAUUUUCAAGGUCUCUAUUCACCUCUCUCUGCCAUUCCAUAAUAUCAUUUAAUUUCACUUUCAUAAGUGACAUUUACCAUUUCAGUUAAAAUAAGGGAUUUAAGCAACAUAUUGCUGUGAUACAGUAUUUAGAAUUAAAAAGCCUUUCUGUAAUAUGUUUUCUUCCGUAUUGCGGUGCUGUUUGAACAUUAAGGCAUUGAGUACACGUUGAUUCCCAAUCCGUUCCAGUGAUGCUCAGCGCUUGGCAAAUAUUCUUAAUGCACUGAUACCAUGCAAAUCUGCAAGUGUGCUACAUUCUGAAGGGCAGGUUUAUUUCGGGUGAGGAAUUAGAAGGAUCCCGUGUCUUUUUAUGUCACCAGAACAGUAUCUACUUUUAUGGGUUAAGGGUUUUUUGCGUUUUCCUGCUGAGAUUUUUCAGGCAUUUUUAUAAAUUCUAUAAUUACUGUUGAAAAAUCUACUUCUUUUGCAGGACCCUUUUUAAACUAAAAACUGUAUAGUUUUACUGCAUUUUUUAUUCUUUAUCUAUUUUUUUAUUUUUAUAUCAGAAGAUCGGUGGUUCCCAAACUCAGUUAUGGGACCCACUAGCUAUGCAUUGCUUCAUUGAAACCAUGGUGGCCUCCUCUGACUGUAACAAGUUGAUAAUCAUUCUUAAUUAGACACAUUUGGGGCCAGUUUCAGACACAGAUCAAGCUUAGUCCUGGACUAAAUUGAGUUUUGUAUGGAGAAUCUCCCUUCAGAAUAGAAUCUAGUCUAGCACAAGGCUUAAUCUGCAUCUGUGAAACUGGCCCCUAAAUAUCUGUUGAGGGAUUAUACUCAAUUAUGGACAGUAAGGUAAAAUCAGUGGGGUGCUAACUGCCAAAAGUGUCCACAACCGGUCACUGAUACUAAAACUAUUUGUGCGGAACAAAGAACUUGGAUAUGAAGCAAAUAUCAGCGAGCCAAACCUACAUUGUGUUACAUUCAGUUUAACGACAAGCUGACACGGAAGUUCAGAGCAGCGUUAGCUUCUGCGAUAUGACGUACACACAAGUGAGACUGAUUUUUCAGGGGGAUUUUUGAAGGGCGAGGAGGGGGAGGCAGAGCCUUAGCCUUUGGCUCUGGGGAAAACACAAUGCCCUCCGCUGCAUGAAAGGACACUGAUUGGAGGGGAACAGGAAGUUGACAGUCAUGUGAUCGACAUGCAAGCCCACUGGUACACGGUGAUGUAAAAUCUCAAUUCAAAACGUUUUCCGGGAAGUGGAUGGAAAAAAAGCUUUGGUGUGAAAAUACACAAGUAUUAAAAUGAAAGACAUGUUUGUAUGGUUAUGAAGAAUUGACUUAAGUUGAGGAAAAAGCUCAUUUUUAUUUCAGCUUGUUUAUAGCAGGACGUAAAUCCACGCUUCCAGCCGGGCUCAUUGAUCACGAAACGGACUGAAGCAGAAACCAGCGUACCGAGCAGACGUGUGGCACUGAGUUUGGGAACCUCUGCAGUAGAUUAGGGACCCUCAUAACGCCAUGCCUAAUCAUUAAGAAGACCAUUUACCAUAAGGAAGAAAUGUCUCCUCUUUCACUCUACCAUACUCAUGUAAGAGUUCUGUGAAAAGGUUUUUGUACUGGUUCCUAUCAUGUAUAUUUUUUUUUUAUAAAAAACGAAUCUGCUCUGUUCCUUUUGAUUCUAUAAAGAAAAAAAACAUUUAUAUCCAGCUCACUUUAAAGCAAUUUUGAUUAGAAUGAUAGCAAUCCAAUGUGUUGAAUAUAAUGAAGUAGAGACACUCCAGAAUAAUAGUAUCACAGCAAUCCAGCAUUCAGAGAUUUUGACUAAAUUACAUUCUUUCCCACACUCCAGUAAAUAGGGAUGGAGGUGUAGAAAACACUGAGUGUUAUUUUCCUUUUAUAUACCUGUACGCUGUAUAGUGAGACUUGUUCAGCCAUUGAUUAUGCACUUGUAAACAGCCCGCAAGGCAUUGACUGUAAAUAAAAUAUUAAUUCACUCACUCACUCAAAAAGACACCUCUGACCAUGUAAAAUACUUUUUAUUGCUUUUCAGUAGACAUUCUUAUUUGUUGUUUACAUUUUUUUUAAAGUGGUCAACCAAUUGGCUAGAAUUACCUCCCCUUGCUAGCUGUAUGUUCCCUUAUAAAAAUUAAAUGACAGUCUUAGUAGACUAUCGCUCUCUCUUGCCCCCUGCAGGACAAACCCUAAAGCUGCACCCUUUACCACAGCAGUCUGGACAGAAAUGUUUCCCUAUCAUGGUUUGCAGUUUGUUUUACUACCAGCAGUGGUUUUCAUCACCCAGCUGCUAUUAGUGUCAGUCAGUCAGGCUCUCUAUCAGCUGCAUUUAUCUCAAAAACUUUGGCAUCAAGGGGUAUUUUCCUUCAUUUUCUGUUAAAACAAGGCCACAAUCCAAUAGCAAGCUUUCUUUAUUACAUAGGGGUAGACACACCCGGUCACUGUAACAACAGAAGGGGAGAAGUAUAUACAAGUAUAUCUAAGUCCAGAAGUAUAUACAGAAAAUACAUAUUCUGGGUUGAUCUAGAGAACAGAAAAUUUAACAUAUGCAUUCAUCUUGAAUAAAUAGCCACUGUGUUGAAAUUUCAAAGCAGCAGUUCAGGAUGGUCGCCAGGGAAACCCAGCGAUAAAUCAGCGUCGUUAUCGAAAACACUGACUUAAAAGCGUCUGUUCAGUCGUACAUCCGUUCUGCUGAAGGGCUAAUUCACACAGCACUGCUGAUCUGCAUAUUCUUACAAAAAAAAAAACAUUCAUAACCAAAAAUAUAUAUAAUGAUAAGACAAAAAUUUGCAUCUUCACAUUGUUUUUGGAGAUUAAUAAGCAGGUACUGACGAGAAAAACAUUAAAGCUGGAGAAAUAACACGAUGAUAAUAAAUCCGACGUGAAUAAAACUCA
Molecule: messenger RNA, 7223 nt
Organism: Conger conger (European conger)
Lineage: Eukaryota; Metazoa; Chordata; Actinopteri; Anguilliformes; Congridae
Exons: 13
Coding region: 188-3577 (1129 amino acids)
Biological process (GO): bicellular tight junction assembly; snRNA transcription by RNA polymerase II; positive regulation of transcription elongation by RNA polymerase II
Cellular component (GO): transcription elongation factor complex; membrane; bicellular tight junction
Molecular function (GO): cis-regulatory region sequence-specific DNA binding
Source: RefSeq, a predicted model, not a curated record